GACUUGGAGAAAUUCGGAGGGAGGGAGAAGUCAACCUAGAUCUGGAUCGGGCUCGAGGACGCAGGGGUCGGGGCGCACGGCGGCCGGAGCGGAGAGGAAGGGCGCCGGAGAGGGAGGAGGUCGCCGGGUCCGUCGGGGGAGGCGGGCACGGGUGGCGGAGCUCGCCGGGGCGCGGGACGGCGGGAGCUCCGGUGGAGGCGACGUGCGGCGGCGGGGCGCGCCGGGCGAGGUCGCCGGACCUCGUGGCGGGCGGCGGAGGCGGGCGGCCGGACGGCCUGCGGAGGGCGGCGGAGGGCGGAGGCGCCGGGCGCCGACGCAGGGCGCGGGGCGGCGGCGGCGUCCCGGGCCGUGGGGCCGAGGACGGGCCGAUCGAGCCGGCGGCGCGGGGAUCAGCGGCGCGCCACGUGGCGCCACGGGACUGA
This is a messenger RNA of Aegilops tauschii subsp. strangulata, 422 nucleotides long. NCBI's taxonomy places the organism in Eukaryota, Viridiplantae, Streptophyta, Magnoliopsida, Poales, Poaceae. The record is from RefSeq and is a predicted model, not a curated record.